CUGUAACAUUUUUUCUGACUUAACAAGAAAUAUUUGACAUGCAGGUUUAGUGCAGAUUCGGCUAACUAUCUUGCAAAUCAUCCGGCCCAUGCUAAGAAGAAAAUCUUCUAAAUAUUAAAUGAGGAACUUUAAGGUUCCAGUUUCCUGGCAAAUAAAACCUCAUCUCGAUGACUGGACUCUAUGUGGAACUACAAGGAAACAGGGGGUUUCUAUUCCACAUUGAACUGAUUUCCAACCCUAAGAUCCCCAUCUGACCAACAAUGAAUCGUCUCGAAACGUUUUAACAUCUGCUUUUAUGGGUGCUGAACAGACAACAUGGCCCCUCUGAUUUAUCAGCUAAGGCUGCUCGGGGUUAUUCUCGGUGCUGUUCAACUCAUCAGUGGCUACAGCUUCAAAAACUGCAUUGCAGAGCCAUAUUCAAACCUGAAAGGUUUCCGCUGCAACAAUCGAGCGGACAAGAACAUAUCUGCUAUAGUAAAGGACCUCCCUGGAUCUGCUGUCAACCUCACAGCUUCCUUCAACCGUGUGCAGCAUGUUCCCAGCAACUGCUUUGCUCAUUUACCGAACUUGAAUUACCUCAGCUUAGACCAGAACCAGCUGAAUUAUAUUGAUCCUUUGGCUUUUCAGAAACUUCAUCAACUUAAGUAUCUAAAUUUGUCUUGUAACAGUUUAUCGGAGCUCAGCCCUUCAACGUUUGAGGACCUGCACAGCCUCACCUCCCUCUCGCUGACACGGAACAUUUUAAAGGCGUUACCUGAAACAAUUUUCUCCAAUGUUGCCGGUCUAAAAACUCUGAACAUGAGGAACAACCGGCUCACAAAUUUUUCUGCAGUUGUGAAGUCUGUAUCACAUCUAACAAAUUUAACGUUCAUAGACCUUUGCUUCAACAAUUUGACUUCACUCACUCAUUCCAAUAUAUCUCUACCACAAUCCCUCAAAAAGUUAUACUUAGGCGGAAAUAAUCUGCAGACUUUGGGAUGCAACCCGUCACUUUUCAGGUUCAUCGAGCUCCUCGACCUGUCGUACAAUCCUAAACUUCCUUCGGUGGCGUUCAAAGGAGUAGAUCUGAGGAAUGUAAAGAGGCUAACUUUGCAGUUUACGAGUGUCAAGGCAGAUGAGCUUUUAAACAUCAGCAACAUCUAUGCAAGUCAUGUUGUUUUCUCAGGGAUGGGUCUGAAGAAUGACAGUCUUCUCAUUGGUUUAUGCGCAACGCUAGGAAGAAAGCUGAAAUGGAUUAGAAAUAUAGAUUUAAGGCACAACGGCAUUAGGAACAUACAUGGUGCCCUAUCCUCCUGCCCUGAAAUCACCGGAGCUUUGGAUUUAUCCAACAAUGAACUGAAAAAAGUAAGCUGCCUCAACUUUUUAAACAAACACAUGAACCUCAGUAAGUUUACCGCUGAGCACAACCAUCUCACCUCACUCCCAAACUGUACCGUGAAAAACAUGCCUCAUUUCAAAAGUUUGAAAGAACUGAGCUACCGUUACAAUCGCAUCCUCUCAGUCAGCAAGUAUGCUUUCAGUCGCAUGCCAAACAUUGAGACGCUGAAGCUCAACAUAAAUAAUGUAGCUUUUCUCCACCGUGAAGGCCUGAAAGGACUAAAAAGACUUAAGACCCUCCGACUGGACAAUAACCUCCUUACUGAUUUGUUUAAUGACACAUUUAAAGAUAAUUGCGACCUGGAAAUCCUCAACUUGCGCAAUAAUCGCAUUGCUGUCAUAUUUAAUGGGACCUUUAUGAACCUGAGAAAUUUAACUACUUUGGAUCUUGGAGGUAAUAAGAUCAGCCAUAUACAGCCAUCUGGCCUUGAUGGGUUAAAAAGCCUUUCGAAAUUCUACCUGGAUGGAAACUCCCUGAAACAGAUCGAAUCGACUUUCAACAGCGCUUUCCAAGACACUCUUACGGUGCUGGAUUUGCAAAGUAAUUUUAUUCAUUUUUUCUCAGAGAAUACCAGUUCACCGUUUCUAAAACUCAGAAAACUGAGCGAUCUGAAACUGGACAGCCAAAGAAAUCAUGGCCUCGUACUUUUACCUCAAAACCUUUUCAAAGGACUCUACUCGCUGAGAUCUUUGUACCUCACCAACAACAACAUUGCUAGUCUUGCUCCCCAAGCCUUUGAUGAUUUGACAAGCCUAAAUUUCCUUACACUGGAUAACUGUUGCGUCGGAGUGGCCAAGUUACAACCAGGCGUCUUCAAGAAUCUCAGAAAUUUGACCAGGUUGAUUGCAGAAAACAUGGGAAUUCAGAACUUCUCCAAGGAGGUUUUUGGGAAUCUUACAAAGUUACGCAUCCUUCAGCUAAAUCGUAACGUGAUGCAGAGCAUAUCUGUAGAUGUGCUUGAGAGUUUACCUAAACUCGAGUAUCUUGACAUCCGUAACGUCCCACUUAGCUGUACCUGCAAAAACAGUCUCCUGCAAAAUUAUACAGUGAAUAAUCCAGAUGUUCAGGUAGUUUAUCUCGACACAAUGCCCUGCCCAGAGGCUAAAAACAAGAAAUUUCACAACUUUGAUUCGAAGGUUUGCUACAUUGAUCUGGGAAAGUAUCUGUUUUUCACCACUGCAGCAGCAGUCUUUCUGUUUACAGUCUCUCCUUUACUUUGUGUCAAACUGUACUGGAAAAUCAAGUACAGCUAUUACGUGUUCCGCUCCUGGUUUAGUGAUUAUUGGAGCCGGCUCAGAGAUGAGGAGGAAAAGUGCAAAUAUGACGCUUUUAUCUCCUAUAAUUUCUCUGACGAGGAGUGGGUCCUCAAUCAGUUGCUGCCCAACUUGGAGGGAAAUGGAUCAUCUUUUAAGCUCUGCCUGCAUCACAGGGACUUUGAGUUGGGUCGCAACAUUGUGGACAACAUUGUCACCGCAGUGUACAGCAGCAGGAAAACCAUCUGCGUGGUGAGCAAGAACUUCCUGCAGAGUGAGUGGUGCUCACUGGAAAUCCAGCUCGCGAGUUACAGGCUCUUCGAUGAGCACCGAGACGUUCUCCUGCUCGUCUUCCUGGAGCCGAUCCCUGAGAGGCAGCUGUCAUCCUAUCACCGCAUGAGAAAGGUGAUGCUAAAAAAGACCUAUCUUCAGUGGCCUGGCUCUGAUUGCAUUGAUCCCUCUCAGGCCCAAGAGCUGUUCUGGAAUCAGCUACGCAGGGCAAUCAAAUCAGGCAGCAGACUGGAAAAAGACCCAGAAGAAGACUUUGAUCCAGCCAGCAAAGAAACUGGAAAUGUUGAGAAUCUCUUAUCAGAUAAGGAUUAUUUGCUACCUUAAAAGGAUUACCCGUGUUGAUUGACACAAAAACACAAGCAUUGUGAUAUGAACUGUCAAUGUUUUUAUUCAGACAAACCAAAACCAAACCAUUGAACAUCUUGUGAUUAAUUCAUUUUUAUGUUCUUUAAAGUUUAUUACAUAUCCCAAGAUGUUUGGUUGUACAGUUUCCACAAGGGCACUCCUGUAUUUAGCAGACACACCAAAUGAGAUAUGCUUUUCAAAAGAGCAUUUUUUUUUAAACUCAG
Fundulus heteroclitus (mummichog) is the source of this 3491-nucleotide messenger RNA. RefSeq names its product toll-like receptor 21 (gene tlr21). Gene Ontology annotation, biological process: toll-like receptor signaling pathway; immune response; inflammatory response. The coding region runs from base 316 to 3246 and encodes 976 amino acids. NCBI's taxonomy places the organism in Eukaryota, Metazoa, Chordata, Actinopteri, Cyprinodontiformes, Fundulidae. Gene Ontology annotation, cellular component: membrane. Gene Ontology annotation, molecular function: protein binding; transmembrane signaling receptor activity. The record is from RefSeq and is a predicted model, not a curated record. The transcript has 3 exons.